ACGCCAAACUAUAUGUAUUUUAAAAGACGAGAGCUUUAUGUCCCUUUAGCGGCCUGCUUCCACCCGCAUCAAGCCCAAAAGCCACAACGCUAAUCGCGUUAGCAAAUGGGCUAAUCGAAAAGCUCACAUACCUGCGACGUCAUCUGCUCAUUAUUUUAUGUUAAUUCCAAGAAAAGGGGGUACUGAAUCCAAAACAUCACAUGGCUGUCUCACGUAUUUUCUUGACAAAAAACGCAUUUUAAACGAGGAAUUCGUGAUAAAGAUGGGGUCUGGUCGUCGUUGCGAUUUCACUAUAUCGCCACUAGAGGGUGACGUGUCACCUGUUUAAGAAGCGUUACAGUCUUGUCGACACAAACAAGUAAAAACAAUACAUUACUUUCAAAGACAUGCCUCAUAAAGUAAAAACCCAUAUUACAGGACAAUACAUCCCAUAAUGUUGGAUACAAUAAAGGCAUGUAAACAGUUUUGUAUGAACGGCACUUGAAACAUUCAUUCAUUGCGCUCAGUACCGCUGUUUGAAGAGUCGCAGGCAGUUCUUACCGAUAUCAGACAUUGUGACGUAUUUUCUCAUUGCAGUGCUCAGCAGGAAGUAACGCUUCCACUCUGGCUAUGGGACGUCUUGGCUCAGCAGAAAAGUAAGCAAGAGAGGGUGACUGGUUUGAGGCCGAGUCUCAUAAAGACCUUGAACAAGGAGUUUCAACGGCAUAGAAGCAACAGGUCGCCAGCUUAAAGUGUGAGCGAGUUUCCGUCAUGUCGGGCAUGACGAGUGGUGUUUGUGUGGAGAGUGACCUCUCGUCUAUGCUCCAGAGAAGCUCCACCUCGGCCCAUCACCACCCCAACCACCCCAGCUACAGUGGGCAGGGACAGAUGUCGACUUUGGCUCCCAUGCUGGAUUACACCACCGAGAUGGACCGGUACCGCUCCUCCAUCGCCAAUUUCUACAAAAGCAACGUCAACAUGAACGUGACAAACUUUCCUCAGUCUGCCAAACUGGCAGCUCGCUUGGCAGCGGCGACGCCGAUCUUCCCUCCUGCCGCCACUCGACUGGGUGCAAUGGCAACUGCGCCGUGGGGUUGCCACGAAAACAUGAACGUCAACAUGAACCACCCGGCUGCCAUGUUCUGGGGUCGGCCCAAACCGGUGGCAACUGCGCCGGCGCAUCACCAUCACCCGCUUCACCACCCGUCCGCGACCACGGCGGGCCACAUGGCUUCCACAAACCCACACAGUGCAAGCAUGCAUCAUAGCAGUGGAGGGUCGAGGGCAGAAGGCGGGAGCAGCAGUGAGGCGGCGGGAGUAGAGAAACACGGACAUACUGCCACCUCACUUCCUGUCGCCCAGGGAGCAGCGCACCACCCCGCCAUGGCGCCGAGCAACGGAAACUUUCUACCGGGUUAUGGAGGAGGCGCAGACUGUGGGGUCAUGAACAAGCAAGUCCACCCGGACAUGAUGGGUCUCUCUGAAGGAGGGAGCUGCAAUGGUGGAGGAGUUAUGAGCGGCAGUUUUUUGGGGGGUCUGGGGUUACCCCCUGGUGUCAUUGUGAUGGCAAUGGGAUCAGCAGGCAGCGGGAUCUCGGACACCAGCAGCGCCUUUCAGAUGACCAGCAGCCAGCGAGCGCUGACGGACUGCCAACAGCAUGCCAACCCCUCACCCUGCCCCUCCUCCUCCUCGCCCUCUUCUUCAGGGGUGACAGCCACCGGUGUGGUCAUGUCUUCAUCCUCCUCCUCCUCGUCCGGGGCAGUGGCCAAAAGGAAAAGGAAACGUUGCGGAGUAUGCGGUCCGUGUCGGCGGCUCAUCAACUGUGGCGUGUGCUCCUCCUGUAGAAACAGGAAGACGGGUCACCAGAUCUGCAAGUUCAGGAAAUGUGAAGAGCUGAAGAAGAAACCGGGAGGCGGAGGCUCACUGGAGCGACCGCCGUCCGUCCCCACAGGUGAGGCGUUCCGAUGGUUCUUCUAGCCGAUCGAGAGGCCCCAAUCUAAAGACUUUGUACUGUCAGCUGAAGGUUUCCAGCAUCUCCUCAAAGGAAGGAGAAUGGAAGUCAGUGGGGGCAGUUUGGUUACGCUCAACCUUUCUCUCACAAAAUGUUUUCAUCAAAAGUCGUUUUUCUUUUUUUUUUUUUUUACAAAUU
Messenger RNA from Synchiropus splendidus (mandarinfish), 2128 nucleotides. Its product is annotated as CXXC-type zinc finger protein 5-like. Gene Ontology annotation, molecular function: zinc ion binding; methyl-CpG binding. The transcript has 4 exons. The record is from RefSeq and is a predicted model, not a curated record. The coding region runs from base 751 to 1956 and encodes 401 amino acids. Gene Ontology annotation, cellular component: nucleus. Lineage: Eukaryota; Metazoa; Chordata; Actinopteri; Syngnathiformes; Callionymidae.